AGUAGUUUCAGUCAAUUUAUCAAAUAGCACAUAGCAAUCAACUUUGUCUCGAAAGAGUAACUUGAUUAGAAUUUAGGUUAAAUUUAAUAAACAUAUAUGAGUUAAAUUAACUUUUAUAAAUAAAGUGCAGGAGAAUACACAUAUGGUGUUCUUAAUUAAUGUAUAAUAUGACUUUAAAAGACUUAUUGUUAUGAAAUCCAAAGAUUGAUCAAUACUCUUAAGUUUGUUGAUAUUACCCAUAUUAUUACAAUGUUUAGGAGCGCUCUAAGAAAACUGUUACCCAGAAAAUGUAUGAAGGACAGUAAUAUUUACCACCAAGAAAUCAAUUCGAUAGUCAAUGUUUUUUUGGGAACUAGGGUAUUUUCAGUUACACCACAUAUCUACAAAAAACGAAAAAGUCCAGAAGAAAAGGCAGUAGAGAACACAGGCAGAAGAGUUAUAAGAUAUGCCCCCAAAGCUGGUACAGAAGUGGUGGGUAUAUGGAGGAAUAUGACUGUGAAGGAAAUUGCUGAUGUGCUACACAGAGAUGUGGAUCAUGUUUUUAAAGCACUUGAGUUUGCUGACAAAAACUCUACAAUUGUGUAUAAAAAGGACACUGUUAUAAACAACCCGCAAAUAAUACGAGAUAUUGUUAAGAUAUCUGGAUGCAGAUUUAAACUUGUUGCUAAACCACAAGAAGAAAAUGAUGAGGUUGAGAACAAAGACGCGUACCCGGCCCCACCAGCGGCCCCCGAGGCCCUCCGCCCCAGGCCGCCCGUGGUCUGCGUCAUGGGGCACGUGGACCACGGCAAGACCACACUCCUGGACGCGCUCAGAGAUACCUCCGUCGUGGACACAGAGUUCGGUGGCAUCACUCAGCAUAUCGGAGCUUUCGAAGUGAAGCUGCAGUCUGGAGAGAAGGUGACUUUCCUGGACACGCCGGGGCACGCCGCGUUCUCGGCCAUGCGGGCCCGCGGCGCGCUAGCCACCGACAUCGUGGUGCUGGUGGUGGCCGCCGACGACGGCGUCAUGGAGCAGACCCUGGAGUCAGUCCGCAUGGCGCGAGAGGCAAACGUUCCGAUACUGGUGGCAAUCAACAAGAUAGACAAGCCAGGUGUGAACAUUGUAGGAGAACACGAUGCGGUCGCUGGCCCAGCACGGCGUGGUGUGUGAGGCGGUAGGGGGAGAUGUCCAGGCGGUGGCGGUGUCGGCCCUGCGCCGCCUGCACCUGGACUCGCUGCUGGAGGCGCUCACGGUGCAGGCCCAGCUCAUGGAGCUGCGGGCAGACCCCGGCGGACUGGCCGAG
Molecule: messenger RNA, 1285 nt
Organism: Leptidea sinapis
Lineage: Eukaryota; Metazoa; Arthropoda; Insecta; Lepidoptera; Pieridae
Product: translation initiation factor IF-2, mitochondrial-like
Exons: 8
Coding region: 250-1152 (300 amino acids)
Molecular function (GO): GTPase activity; GTP binding
Source: RefSeq, a predicted model, not a curated record